Molecule: messenger RNA, 1053 nt
Organism: Laetiporus sulphureus 93-53
Lineage: Eukaryota; Fungi; Basidiomycota; Agaricomycetes; Polyporales; Laetiporaceae
Product: translation initiation factor 3 RNA-binding subunit
Exons: 7
Coding region: 1-882 (293 amino acids)
Cellular component (GO): cytoplasm; eukaryotic translation initiation factor 3 complex
Molecular function (GO): RNA binding; translation initiation factor activity
Source: RefSeq, a predicted model, not a curated record
AUGGCAAGCGGAGCACAAACAAAAACUUCGUGGGCGGACGACGUCGAUGAGCUUGAACAGCCCACCAAGGUCGAGGACACGGUCGACGAGAAUGGCAUCCGUACGACUGUGGAGUAUACUGUCAACGAUGAGGGCAAGAAAGUGAAGAUCACACGCAAAAUCAAGCGUGUUCUGCAGAAGGAGCUCGUCGACCAUACUGUUGCUGAGCGCAAGACGUGGCAGAAGUUCGGACAGGAGAAGGGAAGCAAACCAGGACCCGAUCGUGCGACGACCACAGUUGGUGAGAACCUCGUGCUGAAGCUCAGCCCGGGCAACAAGUCAUCGGAGCCCGAGCCGUCCGCUGAGCAGACUCUCAAAAGCAACCUCGUACGCGCCGGUGCUGGCAAGGUCGUCUGUCGACUAUGUAAGGGUGAUCACUUCACCGCAAAAUGUCCCUACAAGGAUUCACUCCCUGGCCUGGAUGGCGGAGAGACCCCUCCAGUCGGGUUGGACGACACUGGCACUGCAGCGGAACCCGCUGCAGCAGUACCGUCCGGCGGUACGGGCAAGUAUAUCCCACCAUGGAUGCGCGGCGGCGCUCGGGGUCCCGGCGAGUCGAUGUCGCGGCCGGGCGGCUCGCGCGACGACUUGCCCACCCUGCGCGUUACCAAUAUUUCGGAAGACACGCAAGAAAAUGACCUACGCGACCUGUUUGGCUCGUUCGGGCGUGUUGCGCGGGUAUACGUCGGACGGGAUCGCGAGACCGGCGCGGGCAAGGGCUUUGCAUUUGUCAGCUUUGAGGAGCGCACGAACGCGCAGCGGGCGAUGGAAAAAAUGCAUGGGCGUGGUUAUGAUAAUUUGAUUCUGAACAUUCAGUGGUCACAACCGAGGGAGCAGAGAUGAGCUCCUGGAUUUCCUGUGCCAUGCCAGCCGCGCAUCCGUCAUGUUCUGCUGCUUGUAACGUUGCUGUAUUAUAGAUGCUCGUUGUUUUCAUCGGAUUCAUUCUGUGAUCUUGUGUAUUACUAAUCUGGACCAACAACCUGCGAGGCGGCCUCGUGCAUUGCUCACCCGUCU